AUUGAUGCAAAAAAAGGAGAAAUUUCUUCCAAACUGGAAUAUUCUACAGAAGAAUAGAAGAGAUGGAGAUGAAUGGAAAAGAAAACCAAAGGAGAAAAGGAUAUUGUACCCUGCUUGUCUAAUUCCCUGGAACAAUCAGACAUAGAGCUCAUCUUCCACUGCAAAGUUGCAAGCAAACAACAGUCAGCAAAAAAAAAGAGUCACUUUGAACGUAGCUGGAAGAGAUCAACUGUUUUCGUAGAGCCCACCGAGCAAGCUUCACCUGAGGGACAGAGGAUGGAGGAGAUGCAGGAGAACCUGGCUGUGGUGGUCCAUGCUGCAGAAGACCUGAGAUUGGAAACACGUCCAAUUCCAGACCCAGGCCCUCAUGAGGUUCUGCUGCGUAUCAAUUCUGUUGGGAUCUGUGGCUCUGAUGUCCAUUUCUGGAAACAUGGAAAGAUAGGAGAUUUCAUUGUCAGAAAGCCAAUGGUUUUAGGGCAUGAAGCAUCGGGGACUGUGCUGAAAGCAGGGUGUGAAGUGACACACCUGAAGCCAGGUGACAGAGUGGCCAUUGAGCCUGCUGUCCCCAGAGAAAAUGAUGAGUUUUGUAAAGCUGGACGGUACAACCUGUCACCCACGAUCUUCUGUUGUGCUACACCGCCUGGCGAUGGGAACCUUUGCCGAUUCUACGUCCACAAUGCCAGCUACUGCUACAAACUGCCCGACAACAUGAGCUUUGAGGAAGGUGCAUUGGUAGAACCUCUUUCUGUUGGGAUUCAUGCCUGUCGCAGAGCUGGUGUGUCACUGGGCAAUAAAGUCUUCAUCUGCGGAGCAGGGCCAAUUGGACUUGUGUGUCUGCUUGCUGCAAAGGCAAUGGGAGCAUCUCAAGUUACAAUCUGUGAUUUAUCAACUCAACGGUUGGAGAAGGCAAAGGAGAUGGGAGCAGACUUUACAGUGAUGGUCAGCAAGCAAUCUCCUCAGGCCCUGGCCCAGACAGUGGAGGCUUGUCUUGGAUCAAUGCCAGAAAUAACCAUUGAGUGCACUGGGGCUGAGGUUUGCACACAGGCCGGCAUCUAUGCUACCCGUUCCGGGGGUGUUUUAGUUCUUGUUGGCGCUGGCCCAGAUAUGGUGAAAGUUCCUCUAGUGAAUGCAACAGUUCGAGAGGUGGAUAUUAGGGGCGUUUUUAGAUACUGUAACACAUGGCCAAUGGCAAUAGCCAUGUUGGCUUCGGGGAAGGUUGAUGUGAAGCCACUGGUAACCCAUCGUUUUCCACUGGAGCAAGCUAUCAAAGCGUUCGAGACAACAGCGAGAGGACAGGGAAUUAAAGUGAUGCUGAAGUGCGAUCCGAGUGGUUAGAAUUCAUAAUAAAUGGACUUCCAUAAUAUGAUAAUGAAAUGUCCAUAAUAUGAUAAUGAUAAUGGCCUGAAAGAAUCUUAUUACGAACAGGUUGUCAGGAAAAGAUUUGAAUCAUUUUAAAAAAUCUCAAUUUAAAAAGAAGCUUGAUGUAUAGGUGAGAAGAUGGUAGGGGUGAGUGUUCUGACAGAAUGAGAUAAAAUGGUACGAAGGGCCUUCUUCAUCGAAACCAAUCAAUCGCCCACAAAAUACACAGUCAAUCCAUUUACAGUAUAUUCUGUAUUUUUAGACGUUUCAGCGAUAUAUGAAAUGCAGGGAUUAUUAUUAUUUUAUAAUUGUAAUCAUGGGAUCAAAGCGGCUUUCUUCGACAAACUACCAACACUGUAAUAAACUGUGAUUUAACACAU
Molecule: messenger RNA, 1739 nt
Organism: Callorhinchus milii (elephant shark)
Lineage: Eukaryota; Metazoa; Chordata; Chondrichthyes; Chimaeriformes; Callorhinchidae
Gene: sord
Product: sorbitol dehydrogenase
Exons: 11
Coding region: 73-1335 (420 amino acids)
Biological process (GO): D-sorbitol catabolic process
Molecular function (GO): zinc ion binding; L-iditol 2-dehydrogenase (NAD+) activity
Source: RefSeq, a predicted model, not a curated record